Molecule: messenger RNA, 4631 nt
Organism: Biomphalaria glabrata
Lineage: Eukaryota; Metazoa; Mollusca; Gastropoda; Planorbidae
Product: sodium/glucose cotransporter 4-like
Exons: 15
Coding region: 501-2450 (649 amino acids)
Biological process (GO): transmembrane transport
Cellular component (GO): plasma membrane
Molecular function (GO): D-glucose:sodium symporter activity
Source: RefSeq, a predicted model, not a curated record
AAGAGAGGAGCCGGUGACACAGUUUUGAGCCCGUACCUUAACAGGUGAACUUAAACGAAUCAAAUUUCUGAAAGGAAACAAAAUAUAAAAAAAAAAAGGUGACUCAAUGAAGAUUCCUGUAGCCUACACAAUUGUUGAAGUGUGCUAGAACAGAAAUAAAUAACACUUCGUUUGCUGCUGUGUUCUUGCAGACAAAAAUGUCGACGAAAUAGUUGCUGGAAUUAUUAUUAGAAAAUAACAUUUUAAAGGAAUUGUAUUCCUAGGCAUUUACAGCAGGAUAUUGCCAAUCUAUAAAUAGGCAAGGCCACAGAACGUGCUCUAGGCUUUUAAAUGAUAAACAGUUCAAGCCCCCAGUUCAGAUUUGCUUCAUUACUGCGGAAUGAGGAUAUACUGGGAGAUAACUCAGUUAUGAAAAGGAGAUAACUCAGGAUAUCAAGACGAUAACAGUAUUGAUUCUUCUUGUUGAUUUCUUUGACGUAUCAUUGAAAAGUUAAAGAACAAUGGCCGGGGAUAGGCUUCACUGGGGCGAUUGGAUCGUCAUAGCUGGCUACUUCGUCUCUGUUAUAACUGUGGGACUAUUAUCAUCAUGUCGAAACAGGGGGUCUGUAGGAGGUUACUUCCUUGCUGGGCGAAGCAUGCACUGGAUACCAGUUGGAGCCUCUCUGUUUGCAAGUAACAUUGGCUCUGGACAUUUUGUUGGAUUAGCUGGGUCAGGAGCAGCUGGUGGCAUUGGGAUCGCUGUCUUUGAACUGAAUGCCAUCUUCAUCCUCAUGAUCCUAGGAUGGUUUUUUGUACCUGUGUAUGUCGCUGCUGGGGUAUUUACGAUGCCCGAGUACCUGAGAAAGAGAUUUGGUGGUCAGCGAAUCAGAAUCUAUCUUUCAAUUUUGGCUUUGAUUUUGUAUGUCUUUACAAAGAUAUCGGCUGAUCUCUACUCUGGUGCCAUUUUCUUGACACAAGCUAUGCCAGAGCUCAACCUUUAUGUUGCAAUAAUUAUUUUGUUGGCUAUUUCUGCACUUUUCACCAUUGGAGGUGGACUCACUGCCGUCAUUUGGACAGAUUUUAUACAAACUGUUAUAAUGGUGGGAGGAGCUUUUGUGCUCAUGAUCAUGGGAUUUGUAAAAGUAGGUGGCUAUGAAGAACUUCGGCAUCGUUACUUUUCUGCAUAUCCUAACACAACACUUGCGCAUCUGGGCAAGGAUGACAACUAUUCCUACACUAAUUGUGGCAUUCCUCCCAGCAAUGCUUACAACUUUGUUCGAUCUGCUGAUGAUGGUAGCUUGCCAUGGCCAGGUGUUUUUAUUGGUUUGACCAUCUCCUCAGUUUGGUACUGGUGCUCUGACCAGGUAAUUGUUCAAAGAGCCUUAGCAGCCAAAAAUUUAUCUCAUGCUAAAGCUGGAUGUCUCUUGGCUGGCUAUUUAAAGUUCUUGCCAAUGUGGCUUAUAGUAUUUCCUGGCAUGAUAGCAAGAGUUCUUUAUACUGACACAGUGGGUUGUGGUGAUCCUGAGGUCUGUCAAAAGGUAUGUGGCCAAGAUAGCUGUACAAACAUUGCCUUUCCAACAUUGGUUCUGGAACUGAUGCCAGAUGGGCUAAGAGGUCUCAUGUUGGCUGUGAUGAUGUCAGCUUUGAUCUCAUCCUUGACCUCCAUCUUCAACAGCAGUAGUACUAUAUUCACAAUGGAUAUAUGGAGGAGAAUCAGAAAGUCUGCAACCGAUGUGGAGCUGAUGAUAGUUGGCAGGUUGUGUGUCUUGAUACUUGUUGGUGUUGGCAUUGCAUGGAUUCCAUUGGUUCAAAGUGUGACAGAACUUUUCCACUAUAUUCAAGCCAUCACAAGUUUCUUGGCUCCACCUAUAUGUUCAGUGUAUGUGUUGGCCAUCUUUUGGAAAAGAACAAAUGAAAAGGGAGCUUUUUUUGGUUUAAUGGUUGGUCUGGUCAUUGGACUGAUCCGUUUCAUUUGGGAGUAUUCUUACCGCAACUACCCUUGUGGGGAGGAAUAUAAGUCAGAGAAACCAGAUAUUGUUGGCAAAGUGCACUACUUACAUUUUGGCAUUAUCCUGUUUGCCAUUGUCACCUUGGUGACAGUGGUGGUUAGUUUACUGACAGCUCCAAUAGCUGAUGUUCAUCUUGAACGUCUGCUUUUCUGGAAUAGAUAUAGUACUCGAGCAAGAGUGGAUUUAUCAGAAGUAGAAGAAGAGAAACCAGAGCCGAUGGAAACACAAAAGUCCUUUCAGGAUGACUAUGACAGUCUACCAUGGUAUAAAAAAGCUGGCCAGUGGAUUUGUGGUAUUGAGAAGAUGAAUGCACCAGAGACCCAACUAUCUCCAGAAGAGCUACAAGCCAUCGAAGAUAAACAGACGUCCAUUCAUGAGCAAACAUUGUGGAGACGUAUACUUAAUAUCAAUGCUCUCUUUUUAAUGGCAGUUGCAGCUUUCACAUGGGGAUUUUUUGCUUAAGAGUAGUAUCAUUUCAAAGAUUUGAUUUGUGAUAUAAUUCUCAAAGUGUUAUAUCCUAACUCUGUUUAUUAAGAGAUGUUUUUUAUCUAUUUAUUUCAAGCUAGAAUACCAUAGCUGUGAACUUGAUGAAAUGUUUAUGAUGUAUAUCAAAUUGUUAAUGUACAUUUUAACCCAAAAAUUUCAUUCAUUUAACUUUUUCUAAGUCAUUAAAUUAACUAUAUCUGUUUAAUGUAAAUUAUCACAUAAAAAAAACUGUGUAAAACAUACACUCUCGUGAUAGCUUGGUAAUGAAAAUCCAAAUGCUUGAGACACUUCAUUUUAUUGGAUAAAUAGUAUUAUUUGUAUAAAAUGUCUCAAACUUUGGCAACUUGUAUAUAUAAUGAAUAAUUUCAGUCCAGGGUAGUAAUAACAAAAAAAAAAGUUUUUUCUGUUUCCAAAGCAAAUAAAAAUAUAGUAUAAAACUUUACUAGCCCAAUAGUUGUACCUAUAGUUUAACAAGUCUAGAAUGUAAGCUAAGACUUUAGUGCACACUUGUUAGGCUUCUGUGAUUCAGUUCAAUAGUGGUACUGACAUUAUUGACAGAGGGACAACAUAUUUAAGACAUUAAGGAAUAAGAAUGGUGGCUCAAAGAUGUCUCUAGUAUAAAGAAUGUUGAGGAAGGGAAAUAAUAGAAAAAAAUUCUUUACCAUAUAUUUGAUAAAAUAUGCUUUGAUGUUUAUCUGGAUCUUUGAUAAAAUAUUAUGCUUUGAUGUUUAUCUUGAAUCUUUGAUAAAGCAUUAUGCUUUGAUGUUUAUCUUGGGUUUAUGUCCAUGAACCAAAGAAACUGAUGAUCUUAACAUCAUCACCAUGUCUGAAAGAGGAACGUUCCUUUUUUACUCGAUGUCUCUUCAGAAAAUUUAUAUUUGUUUUAAAAAAACUUCUGAAGCAAUGUCAGAAUUCAUGAAGCACAUGAAAGUUUUGAUUUCAAAAAAUGUAUUUCUGUUCAAAGAAAUGUAAGAAUUUAUAUAGAGGGCUACAGUAGCUUCUUAGUCUGUGUUUUUUUAUCAUCAGCUUUAUGAUAUACAGUAAUAAAAAGUUGUGGUUCUAGUUCUAGUAAGAAACUUUUCAUAGAAUAUUUAUUACAGUGAGUCCUCACUAAAUGAUUGGUCUGUUUAAUGACAACUCGAAGUUAUGAUGGACUUUCACGAAUAACCAUUAAUUCUGUUUACUUCCAAUAAAAGACCGAAUUUCAAAGAUUUGACAGAUGGCCGAGCAAUAUUUUUUUUAUUUUGCAUGGCGAGGCAACAGUGACAGCAAAGUGAUGUGUUGUGUACGAUUAGCCGGGCUGAGACAGCUCAUCUGGGUUUGCAAUUGCUCGUUCUCACACCAUACAUAGAACUUUAAUGUGUUAGUUUUUUUUUCACAAUUUUAUAAUCAAAAGGUAUCCCAUCAACAUGGCUGACAAAAGGAAAACUACAGGUAUGCGGUUAGGGUCUACACUACAUGGAGGAUAUAUAUAUUACCUCCUUUAUUAGAUUAUUACAACUACAAGUGUAUACAAUAAUGUAUCAAAAGAAAAAAAAUUACUACGACUGAGUGUAUCUGUGUGUCUGAGUGUAUGUUAUCACACAUUAAAGUAAAACUUAUUGACACUUCAGAUCAGAAAGUUAUUAUACAGUUUAUCUAGCUUUUUUAAAUAAAAAUUUGUAACAUCUUUUCUCAAAUCACAUUUACAAAUUGUCAAGUAUAGAGACUUAUUAAUAAUUGUUUUUUUUAUUAAUCUCAGGUUAUUGAAUACCAUUCAGACUUUGGUUGCUUAAAAAUCUCAAAACAUUAUAUUUUUUUUAUUUUUGUGAAUCUGGUCUUUAAAUGCCUUUUCUUUAUUUUUGUGAUGUUCUUUUAACAUAAUGCAUUUUAUUUGAUUUAUACUUCAUUUUUUUUUACUAGAUUUAGUAUAAAUUCUAUUCAAAAGUUGAAAUGUAUUAAAAAAAAAAUUUCUGCAGAAAUCAAAUGUUGAUGAUAUAAAAUAAAAACACUUUUAGAUUUGAAGAAAGUACAACAUUUUUUCCACACCUACAUCGUUGUCUAGUGCCUCUUUUCUGUUCAUCUACUGAAAAUAUCUAGUUGUUUUUGUUUUGAUAAACAUCAUUCUUCUUAUGUUAUUGUAAUUUUAUGUAAUAAAUAUUUAUCUUUAUUAACAAA